Hyaloscypha bicolor E is the source of this 865-nucleotide messenger RNA. RefSeq lists its product as uncharacterized. NCBI's taxonomy places the organism in Eukaryota, Fungi, Ascomycota, Leotiomycetes, Helotiales, Hyaloscyphaceae. The transcript has a single exon. The record is from RefSeq and is a predicted model, not a curated record. The coding region runs from base 241 to 738 and encodes 165 amino acids.
GGAUCCCUCUUGUCACACGAACACUUUGAGAAAUGUUCCUGCAACGCCAUUGAACGAAAAGGCAACUUUGAUCAUUCAGUUCCGAUUGGCAAGGCGAAGAAUGAUCCUGGCCUGGAGUGGUCCGAUAGAAUGGGGAGGAAGUUGUAGCUGCUCGUGGGUCGGGUGGUGUGGUAAAAGACGUACAAUGAAUCAUUGAGAUUCUUGAGUCUUUGGCUUGUCGACGGCCCUAAUUUGCAUAUCAUGAGAGAGAAUGCCCACGGAGAAACCCUCGUGGUAUAUGAGUGCCUCGGUGACUUGGUCAGCUGUGAAGAAAGAUCUUGGGCAGAAUGUGGAUCGUUCUGCAGCGCUGCUCGUGGUAUUAUUCGUUUCCUGUUGCUGCUUUGCAGAAGAAUGGAACACAAAUGCAGGCUCCCUGACGAGAGAAGUACCAUGGAUAUCGGUACACCCAGCAGAUUGAGUACCUCUUUGACGAGCAUAGUACCGGAGUUCAAUCUCUUCAGGGUCAAGGAGAAGUGGCUAGUGGCGGGCCCUUUGGUAGGUUCUUUCGGGAGCGGCUGGUUCUCUACAUACGGAAUCCCGGACUGGACCAAACGAGACGUUCCAGUCGGUGGAAGAAAGAAUGCCUCCUAUGCCUCCUCUUCUCAAGACUUUGGCAUCGGGGGCCUGUGUCUCCAUACUAAAGCUCAUAACCUCGGCCCGGAAAACAGCCAUGGUAGCUGUGACUUCGAUUCUGGUUGACAAGCCGCUGGUUGACGCGCCUGGUGUCGGUCCAGUUGUGCUUGGAGGGAAACUGCGCUUGUUCCAAGCUUCUCCAAUGCCUUGACUCUUUGAGAUAUUCCAGAACCUAGCUUUGUUUACAGUCGUG